AUGAGCAAAAAAGGCAGGGGGCGUGUGAAGAGGAAGGAGGUUCAGAGUGACGAUGGUUGGACCGUGAUCACUCAUGGGCUGGCUAGCGUUUCGCUCAAUGACAAGGGGAAGAAAGAGAUAGAUGCUGGAUCUUUACCGACUCGGACUGUCGAGGGUUUGACGGCUGAGAAGCUUCUCGAGGACUUUCGCACUCUUCAAGAUCGAUGGGAAGACACUUUACUUGCUAAGCAAGUUAAAGAAAUCCUGGAGAAGAGUGGUGGAGAUAGUGGGUGGGGAGUCGAGAAGGCGGCAUGCAUAGGCAUCGGCAGUUUCAGUAGGGACUGGGCACAUCGGUGGAGAAGUCUGUGGCAGCUUGUAUUGUUUGUUGCUGUAGUUGAGAGGCUCAAAGACGACAAUGAGGACACCAAGUUGGGAUGCUUCGCCCAAGACCCAGCCUUCACACCCCUCGACGUUGAAUUCCUCUCUUUGCUCUCCAUUACAGUCCUCGAAUCCGACCUUCAGUCCCGCAUCACCUCUCAAUCCUUCGUCUACUCGCCUUUUGUAGAUUGGUUCCUUCUGUUACCAGUCUUCCUCAAAUCUAAAGAUCCGGUCUUGUAUGUCGGUAAUGAGAUACUAGAUGAUUACAGUGUUUACGCGCAAACAAAGGAGAAGAAGGAACGGUUGGAGGAGUGUAACGAGGUAGGCAAGAAAUGGACGGAAAGUAGGGAGAAGGUGGCAUUGAGAGAGUUCGAGAAGCAUGGAAACGCCUUGAAUGGGAUGGUCGUUUAUUGGAAGAAUGCUGAUCAAGGGGUACAAGAAGGGAGAGUCCUAGAUGAGAAGCCUGAUGGAAAGAUAUGA
This is a messenger RNA of Alternaria postmessia, 837 nucleotides long. RefSeq lists its product as uncharacterized. Bases 1 to 837 code for a protein of 278 amino acids. NCBI's taxonomy places the organism in Eukaryota, Fungi, Ascomycota, Dothideomycetes, Pleosporales, Pleosporaceae. The record is from RefSeq and is a predicted model, not a curated record. The transcript is spliced from 2 exons.